Tuber aestivum (summer truffle) is the source of this 4974-nucleotide messenger RNA. NCBI's taxonomy places the organism in Eukaryota, Fungi, Ascomycota, Pezizomycetes, Pezizales, Tuberaceae. The record is from the annotation of a GenBank genome assembly.
ACAGAACAUUACGAGUAUCUCUGGUCCGUCGAUCAACCAGUUUCCCUGCUGUGGAAUGCUGAUAACCCGGACUCCAAUACCGGUAUUAUUCCUACCCUAUCUGGGCUAAGGGACCCAUUGGACAGGCAGAGUCCGUAGCGCUAGCCCACUCUUUGGCGGUGGGGUGUGUGUGAUUUCAGGUGUCCUGCCUGCUCCUGCUACAUUGCCGCACACGGGGCAAAAAAGGAGGGUGGAACCGCCACACCAAUUUCUUUUUUCGAUACGGUAUGUUAUAAUACAGAGCGGCAUCCUUUUAACCUCUCCUACCCGUUCAUUUAAUUUUCGACGCUAUUCAGAUUUUCGAAUAUCGAGGACCAGGCCAAACUACUCCUUUCUUUCCCUCCCAUCACCCCGUGUCCCCCUUUCUCUUGCGAUACGGGCACCACAACACGUCUGCCGGAAUCGGUUAUACAAUGCCUCUACAAGCUCCCCCGAUAUUUGUCACUACAGUGAGUCGACUUCCCCCACGGCUUUUGUGCCCUUCCGUCCUGCUUUGUUUGUUCCCAUCUUCCCUUGUGGGACAACGAGGCUAACUAUUUACAUUCGACAUAAGUCUUUCGACGAGAAUGAGACACAGCCGGGGACGCUUUCCCCUAUAUCACCCUCGACAUCGGGCUAUCGCCGCAAUUCUGACGCGGUAGCCCCUAGGACGCCAACAGGGGAUCAGAUAACAUUUCUUGGGGUCGACGGCGGCGCUCGUUCUAGGUCGUCCUCGCUCGGCGAUUCUUCCAUGCUUUCCGGUGAUACGGCUCUACCGGAUCACCCUUACAAUGGGAUAGACUUGGUUUCCGUGAGUGAGGCGCUGAAUCCGGACCCGGGCACCGAAGCCGAUUUCAGGGUUCAAGGGACAAACCCUUUUGCAUUUACUGCGGGCCAGCUGAAUAAAUUCCUGAACCCAAAGUCCCUUGCAGCGUAUAAGGCUGUUGGUGGAGUACGAGGGCUGGAGAGGGGAUUACGGACGGAUUUGGUUGCUGGGCUGAGCGUGGACGAGGUCACAUUGGAGGGCGUAGUGCCCUUCGAGGAGGCAGCAACGCUUAAGAAGAGGGGUACCCUUGGAAGCGAGAGUACUGCUACCACGGAUUCUGCGGCUGAUGACUACACGGCGGCAAAAAUCGGCACGGCCGCUAGGAAUAGUGCUACGAUGGAACGUCAGUUUGAGGACCGCAAGAGGAUUUUUAAGGAUAAUACCUUACCCGCGAAGGGUGCCAAGAGCAUUUGGAGGCUUAUGUGGGAGCAGUACCAGGACAAGAUUCUGAUUCUGUUGACUGUUGCCGCCGUAGUCUCGCUGGCUUUGGGCUUGUAUGAAACACUUGGUGUCAAGCACCCGCCUGGCUCACCACCCUCGGUCGACUGGGUGGAGGGGGUUGCUAUUGUUGUGGCAAUUGUGAUCGUGGUCCUGGUUGGAUCCUUGAAUGAUUUCCAGAAGGAGCGUCAGUUUGUGAAACUUAACACAAAGGUGUGCUUUCCUUUUUUCCUUUUUUUUUCUUUUUUCUUUUCCCGCCCCGUGCCGCUAUGAUCUAAUAAUAGCUUUGUGCGAUGCAGAAAGAGGAUCGGGUCGUUAAGGCUAUUCGGUCUGGGAAAUCGGUUCAAAUUUCGGUUCACAAUAUUAUGGUUGGCGAUGUAUUGCACAUGGAACCUGGCGAUAUGAUUCCUGCCGAUGGUGUUUUCAUUACUGGUCAUAACAUGAAGUGCGACGAAUCCAGUGCUACCGGUGAAAGCGACCAAAUGAAGAAGACUCCCGGCGAAGAGGUUAUGAGACAAAUUGAGGCUGGAACCGCAUCUUCCAAGUUGGAUCCUUUCAUCAUUUCCGGUUCAAAGGUCCUGGAGGGUGUUGGCACUUAUGUGGUUACCUCUGUUGGCGUCAAUUCCAGUUUCGGCAAGAUCAUGAUGGCUCUUAGGCACGAGGCUGAAGCCACCCCUCUUCAGGUCAAGCUUACCGGACUGGCUGAUAAUAUUGCCUAUCUUGGCGGAGGGUCUGCUUCCCAUUUCCAGGCAUUUUGCGUGCGAGUGAGAUUUCGUGCUGACAUUCUGCUCUUUUAGUGCUGCUUGUCUUUUGUUCUUUGUGCUGUUCAUAAAAUUUCUGGCUCAUCUCCCCGACAACAAUGGUACCGCUGCUGAGAAAGGAUCCGAGUUUUUGGACAUUCUUAUAGUUGCUAUUACGCUUAUAGUUGUCGCUGUCCCCGAGGGUCUCCCUUUGGCCGUCACCCUAGCCCUCGCUUUUGCCACUACCCGCAUGUUGAAAGAGAACAACCUUGUUCGUGUGCUUAGGGCUUGCGAGACCAUGGGAAAUGCAACCACUAUCUGUUCCGAUAAGACCGGUACCCUCACACAGAAUAAGAUGACUGUCGUUGCUGGCACUAUUGGAUUGGACUCUAAGUUUAGUGCUCAGAUGGAAGACGCUAGGGAUGGGGGGGUUUCUAGCAUCCCCGGGGUUGUUUCUACAUUCUCCAAGUGGACCAAAGAUCUCCUCCUCCAGUCAAUCGUUGUCAACUCGACCGCUUUUGAAGGUGAGGAGGAUGGUGUUUUCGCUUUCAUCGGAUCCAAGACCGAAACCGCUCUCUUGACCUUUGCCCGUGACUUCCUAGGUAUGCAGGGCGUUGCGCAGGAACGCGCCAAUGCUCAGAUCGUCCAGCUCAUUCCUUUCGAUUCGGCUCGCAAAUGCAUGGGUGUUGUCGUUCGUCUCCCGGAUGGCGUUUACAGACUUUACGUCAAGGGCGCUUCCGAGAUUCUUUUGAGUAAGGCUACUAGAUAUAUCUCGGACGUUAGCAACGAGGGGCCCAGCGACAACGAGCUCACUUACGAGAGCGUCAAGUUUCUCACCGACACCAUCAACUUUUAUGCUGAACGCUCUCUGAGGACCAUUGGAAUAUUGUACAAGGACUACUCCCAGUGGCCACCAAUUGGCGCAAAGGUUAUGGAGGAUGACGCUUCGAUGGCUAGCUUUGACGACGUCUUCAACGAAAUGAUCUUGAUCGGUAUCGUUGGUAUUCAGGACCCACUUCGUCCUGGUGUCUCUGAAGCCGUCAAACAGUGCCAGGGUGCCGGUGUCAUCGUCCGAAUGGUUACGGGUGAUAAUGUGGUCACCGCUCAGGCUAUUGCCGCAGAAUGCGGGAUUUUCACUCAAGGCGGUAUCAUUAUGGAGGGACCCAACUUCCGCAAGUUGACGGAGGCAGAGAUGGACAAUGUUCUCCCUAGACUCCAGGUUUUGGCUAGAAGCUCGCCCGAAGACAAGCGUAUCUUGGUUCGCCGUCUUAAGGAACUCGGCGAGACUGUUGCCGUGACUGGAGACGGUACUAACGACGGGCCAGCUCUUAAGAUGGCGGAUAUCGGAUUUAGUAUGGGGAUUGCGGGAACCGAAGUCGCCAAGGAGGCCUCCUCCAUCAUUCUCAUGGACGAUAACUUUUCUUCUAUUGUGAAGGCUAUGAUGUGGGGCCGUGCUGUCAAUGAUGCCGUUCGCAAGUUUCUCCAGUUCCAGCUCACCGUCAACAUCACUGCUGUCCUCCUCACCUUUGUCUCUGCCGUUUCUUCCGCCGAUGGAUCAUCGGUUCUCACCGCGGUGCAGCUUCUCUGGGUCAAUUUGAUUAUGGACACCUUUGCCGCUUUGGCCCUCGCCACUGACGCCCCUACGCCCCAGAUCCUGAACCGCAAGCCAACCCCCAAGGCCGCCAGUCUCAUCUCGCUGAAUAUGUGGAAGAUGAUUAUCGGACAGGCAAUCUUCCAACUCCUUGUUACUUACACCCUCUACUUUGGCGGCAUGACGAUCCUUGGCUACUCCACUGAGGAUGACGCGGUGUUAAAGGCCGCGGGGAAAGCCACCCCAAGGGACGAGUUGAACACAAUGGUCUUUAAUACGUUCGUGUGGAUGCAGAUCUUCAACGAGUUCAAGUGAGUGAUAUUCCAUCAUUAACAAAUCCCCUUCCCCUCAGAGUGCUGACUGAUGGCGCAACAGCAACCGUCGCCUGGACAACAAGUUCAACAUCUUCGAGAAUGUGCAUAAGAACUACUUUUUCAUCGUCAUCAACGCAAUCAUGAUCGGUGGCCAAGUACUCAUCAUCUUCGUCGGGGGAAAGGCCUUCUCCAUUGUCCACAUCGACGGCGUCCAAUGGGCCAUUUGUGUGGUCGUCGCUUCCUUUGCCCUUCCCUGGGCAAUCAUUGUCCGUUGUGUACCAGACGAAUUCGUCCGCAAGCACUGGUACAAACUGGUGCACGUGUUCUCCCCGCUGGUCAGGGCUGUUGCAAGGCUCAUCCCAAAGAGGAAUAUGGGGGCUGAUUACCAGAGUGAUGAGGAGAAGGGCAAGGCCAGCGAAGCCUAGCCUUGAAGGGGAGAUGGGUGAUGGGUUUGAAUAAUGACAUUUCCUUUUAACUUUUAUUUGUUUCGUCGACUCUGGGCUUAUGUUCCCCCCUUGCCUGCAGGGGCGGCAGCGGCGGGUGCUUGAUUUCCCACCCUUACUAUAACGCGAGUGGAGCGAUUCGGAACCGAGUCUUCCCGUACACAUCCGCUCACCCGCGGACGAAAGAAGUUUCACUGCGCUUUUCGUCCCGCCCGAAACAAGGGAACCUUCUCCCCCCCCCCGCUUUCGACGAACCUUCUCAUCCCUCCUUUACCAAACUAUUAUUACGUUACCUUAUUUGCCUCGCAUCUGUAUAUAUAUCCGUGGAAUCUGGCGUCCUUUUUUUUUUUUGUUUAGCAUCUGUGAUACCGCUCAUUACCUAUUAGUCUUAAUUUCUUCUUUCUGGGGUUUUCUACGACCGUCUCGUCUCGCCUCGCCUGGUUAUGCAUUCCCUUCUCAGGUAUGUCCAAUUAGAUUUUUCUUGCUAUUUUUCAUAUUGUCUUGUCUUUUUCGCUUCCGGGACCGGGGUUGGGGCUGGGAUUUACGAACUACACAUAAGUAUAUAGGUUUUCGAAAUAAUAGAAUUCAGUGCGAUCUGACAAGC